This is a messenger RNA of Pelagomonas calceolata, 2060 nucleotides long. NCBI's taxonomy places the organism in Eukaryota, Pelagophyceae, Pelagomonadales, Pelagomonadaceae. The record is from the annotation of a GenBank genome assembly.
AGCGCCGAGAGAUAGCGCGCACGACAACGACCGUAACGCCGCGAGCGCACCCGUAAGCAACCAUGAACGACCUCCGAGCGGCGGUCCGCAAGAAGAAGCCCUCCCAGUCGGAGGGCCCGUCGACCCGCAAAGUGACGAGCCGCAUGGUCGAACAUCAUCUCAACAAGCAGCGGACGGCCUACGAUCGGUGGAUCGCGGAGUUGUGUCGCGAUGCGGAAGAGUCGGCCAUGGAGCGCGACCGCCUACGAGCGAAGCUCGAAGCGUUGCGGAAUGAACACAAACGCAAGAUCAUGAGCAAAGUGGUAGGACGCAUGGGCAACAUGACCUACGCCAAGGCCUGGAAGACCUGGGCGUCGAAGACCGCCGUCUACAACCAGGAGAAGCUUAAAGAACUCAGGAGGAACCUCAAGAAGUACAACAAGGCCGCGGACGAGGCGGACGCCGAGGCGCAACGACGUAGUGACGAGAUGGCUAGACUCGUGUUUGGCAACAUCACGGACCGCCAGAAGAAGCUGGUCUGGCGCAUUCUCACUAGAUUAUCGACAUUGAAGAAGAGGUUAGGGUGGAAGCACUGGGAAAAACAAGCCUUUGCGGCGAAGCAUCAAAAAUUGCUCAUGACCAAGAUUUUGAAAAGGUUAAAAAAUGCGAAGCUCAACCAGUCGUUCAAUGGGUGGAGUACGAUCGUCAAGAAGUGGGAGCUUAUUAAAACUUUGGAGCUGAAGGCCGCACUGAUGAAAGAAUUAGAGGAGAUCGAACGGCAGUCGAAGCAGUACAAGGACGACGCGGAACAACGGCAGAAUGAUGCCGCCAAAAAUGCCUUCGCUCGCGCUUCUGGGAAACAAAAAGAUCUCCUCGUUCGCAUCCUGUCGAAGAUGACUGGUAAUCAGACGGUCAUGGUCUUCAAGAUCUGGAAGCGCAAGUCCGAUGAAUUUCAAGCGCAGUACAAUUUGAUGUACAAGACCUUCACGCGGAUGAUGAAGAUCAAGAUCUAUACCGCGUAUCGCCAUUGGUUCAAGGUCGUGUUUCUCAGUGGUUUGUCGAAGACGAAGAUGCGGGAGGCGUUGUUGCAGUCGCAGCGGGAUAACUUGUUCGAGACGCUCAAGAGGAGAGCAGAGCAAUUACUAGCUCUGCGGGACGAGGCGAACGAGAUGCUCAGCAUGUCUGUGAGCAACGAUGAUGAGAACAAGGAGUGCUUGAACGACUCCGUAGACUUCGAAAAUCAUAUAAGAACAAUUCUAGACAAGGGCUGGAUGGAGAAGAAGGCCAAGGAGGAGGCUCGCCUGAAGAUGAUGGCGGAAAUGGAGGGCGGCGCACCAGCCGCGGGAGGGGCAAAAAACGGGGCGGGCGCCGGCGCUAGUCGAGCGCGGGCCGGCGCCCCUGCCCGAUCCUCUCGACAACCCGCCGCGCGGUCCGCAGCGCCAAGGACCGCCGCGGCGCCGCGCGCGGCGCGGUCCGCGGCGCCGCGGGCGGCGCGCGCGCCGGCGGCGCGCGCGCCGCGCGCGGCGCCGGCCCGGCGGGCCGGCGGCGGCGGCGGCUACCAGCCGCCGGCCCGCGCGCCCAGGCAGCCGGCGGCGCGGUCCGGUGGUUAUUCCGGCGCGCGCGGGCCCGCGACGUCGUCCCGACCGAGACCGAAUCCGGGCGACAUGGGCGUGAACAUGAAGCAGGAGUUGAUGUUGUUCAUCUUCGAGCUGAACAAGCAGGGCUUGAUUACCUUGCCGAAGGAAGAUGCGGAUGCGGUCAAGCAGCACCACAAGGACCACAUGGGCAUCAACAGUCCCGUCCACCGCCAUAUUCGGGGCCGGGAGAACUGGCCGGAACCCCAGGACACGUUCUUGGUUCCGGAGCUCGAGAAGAUGGUCGGCGAGAGUUUGGGAGGCAUCCCGGGCGGCAAGGAGGAGACGGUGAAGCAGCGCGCCGAAAGAGUCUUGAAGCCCCUGGCCAUGGCCGGCGACUCGCGCUUGUACGCCGCCAAAAAGGCCUACGAGAAGACGCACAAGAUCGACGACCUCUUCGCGACGAUGGACAUGAUGGGCUGCCUGCCGCCGGCCCGGAAGCUCUAG